Messenger RNA from Pecten maximus, 787 nucleotides. RefSeq lists its product as uncharacterized. The transcript has 7 exons. Bases 157 to 714 code for a protein of 185 amino acids. NCBI's taxonomy places the organism in Eukaryota, Metazoa, Mollusca, Bivalvia, Pectinida, Pectinidae. The record is from RefSeq and is a predicted model, not a curated record.
CAUUAGAGAAACACGGACUCUACAAGUGGUCGUUUUAUAUAAUCUAUCAGUUGUCAGAAUCACGUCCGUGACGUCACAGAUCACUCAACUUUUUAUAUCGAACGUCUGUACUAGUUCUUACAAACCGCCGUUUUCUAAAGACAGUUGAAGUUCAGCAUGGCAGCAAAUACGUGGCUAGUCUUCUCGUUCCUGUUUAUACUCGCCGAGGGUAGAUAUCACGAAGUCCAGAAAGAUGAACGACAAGCACCAUCUCCUGGCGAUACAAACCAAGGGUGCCACGACGUUAUCCCAAACUGUCAGGAUUACAUUGACCACGACUCCACCAUCUGUAGCUCGGACUCUCCGUACUUUGACUGGACAACAACGCAUUGCCAAGCCUCCUGUGCUGUCUGUCAAGGUGGACCUACCACUACACCACCUCCCUGCUUAGAUGAAUUGGACUACUGCGACACAUUCGACAUACCCAAGGCAUGCCUCGACUUUCCUAAGUGGGCCUCCCAGAAAUGUAGACAGACGUGUGGUAUCUGCCAAGGCGGGCCAACCACAACUCAGCCCCUGUGUGUCGACACUCUGAACACGUGUAGUUCAUUUCAUAUUCCACAUGAUUGUAUGGCCUACCCGAAAUGGGCCGCGGAAAAAUGUAGAAACACAUGCAAAGUAUGCCAAAUUUUAGAACCACCCACAGUAAGACCUCCUAGUCUGGGGAAGAAGUAAUGUCAAAAUUCGAUCACUUUUCUUAUGUGUAACAUUAUUGUUCGAUCACUAUUAAAUCAUAAUUAUAAUUUGA